This is a messenger RNA of Rhinocladiella mackenziei CBS 650.93, 447 nucleotides long. RefSeq lists its product as uncharacterized. Gene Ontology annotation, cellular component: DASH complex; mitotic spindle pole body; mitotic spindle midzone. NCBI's taxonomy places the organism in Eukaryota, Fungi, Ascomycota, Eurotiomycetes, Chaetothyriales, Herpotrichiellaceae. The transcript is spliced from 2 exons. The record is from RefSeq and is a predicted model, not a curated record. Gene Ontology annotation, biological process: mitotic cell cycle; attachment of spindle microtubules to kinetochore. The coding region runs from base 1 to 447 and encodes 148 amino acids.
AUGUCCUCCGCUCCCCGACCAACGAGCCUCUACUCCUCAUCCAACACCAGCAAUACUUCGGCUCUACGCCCAUCUUCCCAACUCCAAUCGCAUUCACAAUCAGCACUGCAGACGCGAAUAAACGCGAAACGGACAGAGCUCGAGAACCUGCGACAACUACGAGAUUUGAGCGCGAACCUCGCAGGCCAACUGGCGGCGCUAGAGCAGAAGCUGAGCACUCUGCGCAACGGAACACAGAGCGUGGCACUGGUUCUUGCGAACUGGGAGAAUGUGCUCGGGGCGAUUUCAAUGGCUGCUACGAAAAUCCCGAAACCGCCGGACGAGCACGACGCGGAUGCCCAAGGAAACGCAGAAACGGAGAGAAAAAUGAAUACGGACACGGUCCAGGAGCUUCCGGUGCCGCUUGUCAGGAUACCAGUGCAAUCAAAGACCGAGGACGGAGGCUGA